Schistocerca piceifrons (Central American locust) is the source of this 1865-nucleotide messenger RNA. RefSeq names its product transmembrane protein 68. Bases 153 to 1109 code for a protein of 318 amino acids. Gene Ontology annotation, molecular function: acyltransferase activity. The record is from RefSeq and is a predicted model, not a curated record. The transcript has 7 exons. NCBI's taxonomy places the organism in Eukaryota, Metazoa, Arthropoda, Insecta, Orthoptera, Acrididae. Gene Ontology annotation, cellular component: membrane.
GACUACGUGUGUUGACAUACAAAUGUGACCAGUAAGCAUGGUCCGUGCGUCAAUUAUUUUAAGUUUGUCACAGUAAAAGUGACGUACCGCAAGUGCAGCACACCAUACAAUUUCCUACUUUCGUAAGCAAUAAGUGUGCCAAUUUUAUAGGAAUGACAGUUUUGACAAAUGUCACAAGAUAUUUUGAAAAUGCGAUUGUUGAAUACAUAGAUGUCCACUUUACGUUGUGGUUGACAUGGCUUUUAGCGCCGCUUCUGCUUACCUUCAUGUUGCCUCUAGUCAUAUUUUUAAUGUUCUAUAUGAAUGCCGUUAUACUCUACAUUUACAAGCUACAUAGGGAACGUCUUCGACAUGCAUACGAGACAGACUUCUGGGAUGGUGCUCGGAAAACAAUUGCUGCCUUAUGGGACGCCCAUGGCUGGCUUUGGCAUGGUUAUGAAGUCAAUGGAAUGGAUAACAUCCCAGAUGAAUCACCUGCCUUAAUUGUUUACUAUCAUGGUGCUAUUCCUGUUGACUUGUAUUAUUUUAUAUCAAAGGCCUACCUUUUUAAGAAUCGUCUUAUACAUACAGUUGCAGACAGGUUCCUCUUCAAAAUACCAGGUUGGACAAUUGUAUCUGAGGUGCUGGGAGUGAUACCUGGCACAGUGCACACAUGUGCUAAUAUACUGAAGGAAAAUAACCUGCUUGCUAUUUCACCAGGCGGUGUGUAUGAAGCACAGUUUGGAGAUUCAUACUACAGACUAAUGUGGAAGAAAAGACUCGGUUUUGCAAAAGUUGCACUUGAAGCCAAAGCGCCAGUUAUCCCAAUGUUCACACAGAACUUGAGGGAAGCAUUUCGCAGUAUUGGUCUUGGUGGUCGUCUUUGGUUGAGACUAUACAACAUCACAAGGUUCCCUCUUGUUCCCAUAUAUGGGGGAUUUCCUGUUAAGCUUAAAACCCACAUUGGUAAACCAAUACCGUAUGAUGGCAGCCUCACACCAGAACAACUGCAGGCUAAGAUAGCUUCUGCUUUGGAAGAUCUUAUCCGGAAACACCAGCGGACACCUGGAAGUAUUUUAAGGGCACUAAAGGAACGAGUUUAUGAAACGCCUAAAGAAAAAGAAACAUAAUACCUUUUCUUUUCUAUUUGCAGUGGAUUAGUGACAGAUUUUGAACAACGAUGGAGUAUUAUAUCUACUUACUGCCAUUUAUAAAUGAUAAAAAAAUGAGGAGAAAGAGGCAACUCUUCAUUGGUGGUGUUUGUAUGAAUUAUAAUUAAUUCUCAUUGUGAUGUGUUAUUUUCACACUAACUCAUGGAUUAGAAAUAUAUAAAAGAGCCUGAUCUUAAUUUGAUGUGUGUGGAAACACUGUGCUUGAUUUAAUUUAUAUUAUUUUUGGAACUGGUGUAAGCUGGUCUUACAUGUCUUGUUUUAUCAUAAAGAAAGGAUGAUCAUUGAGUUUUUCUAUCAGGUGAUGAAUGUUUACAUUUUAGCACUUUUUCCCAUCUCUUUGUGUCAGUGGUGUAGAUUUUUCAUGAGCUUGAUUUAAACAUUAUAUUCUUCUAUGUGUAAUACAUGUUUCGGAAACAGUAUUUUGCUUCAUCAUUGAUGUAACAAAAAUACAAGAAAUGCAUAGCUAUGCAUCUUUAAACAAAGAAGCAAAGCUCCUGCUUUUCAUUUAUACAUGUUCUUAUAAUUUAUUUGCUGCUCUAAAGCAAUUGUCUCUUGAAGUAUUCACAGAACAAAAAGUAAUUUUGUGAUGUAUUCAUGAUGAAGCUAACAUCAAAUUGAUUUUGAUGAUUAAUAAUACAAAUUACAAUUAUGUUGUCUAAUGAAUGGUUCAUUAAUAUUGAUUAAAAAUUAAUUGGUGAAUAGCCUUUUGUCCUU